Messenger RNA from Thyridium curvatum, 1545 nucleotides. RefSeq lists its product as uncharacterized. The transcript has a single exon. The record is from RefSeq and is a predicted model, not a curated record. Bases 1 to 1545 code for a protein of 514 amino acids. NCBI's taxonomy places the organism in Eukaryota, Fungi, Ascomycota, Sordariomycetes, Thyridiales, Thyridiaceae. Gene Ontology annotation, cellular component: cytoplasm. Gene Ontology annotation, biological process: threonyl-tRNA aminoacylation. Gene Ontology annotation, molecular function: threonine-tRNA ligase activity; ATP binding.
AUGCUCCCAUCAAGGGUCGCGAGGGUGGCCUCGCGGUCUCUAUACAGGAGAUCCGCCUUCGCAGCUCCCAUCCCAGCCAGUCUCAGAAUCGCGUCCAGAUGCAGCAGUCAUCAUCGGCUAUGCGCGACAGCAUCAAAUCCCCUCCCCAAGCCCCCGGCUGACCAUCGCGACCUCGGCGUCCAGCAAGAGCUCUUCACCACGUCCGUCUACAGUCCCGGCUCGCCCAUCUUCCUCCCCAACGGCGCCCGCAUCUUCAACCGCCUCGUCGACUUCCUCCGCAAGCAAUACGUCCACUAUGGCUUCCAGGAGGUCAUCACGCCCACCAUCUACAAGAAGGCCCUCUGGGCCAAGUCGGGCCACCUCGAGAACUACGCAGACGACAUGUUCACCGUGACGAGCACGUCGCCCGCCCGCGCCGACAAGAGCGAGGCCACCGACCCCGCCGCCGGCAGCAUCGCCGGCGAGGAGGACGAGUACGGGCUCAAGCCCAUGAACUGCCCGGGCCACUGCCUCAUCUUCGCCGCCCAGCGCCACAGCUACCGCGACCUGCCCAUCCGCUACGCCGACUUCAGCCCGCUGCACCGCAACGAGAUCUCGGGCGCGCUGAGCGGGCUCACGCGCGUGCGCCGCUUCCACCAGGACGACGGGCACAUCUUCUGCCGGCCCUCGCAGAUCGAGGACGAGAUCAGGCGCACCCUCGACUUCGUGCGGCGCACCUACGGCGUCUUCAAGCUCGGCCCCUACCGGCUGGUGCUGUCGACGCGGCCCGAGGAACACUACAUCGGCUCCCUCGAGGACUGGGAGCAGGCCGAGGACGGGCUGAGGCGGGCGCUGGACCAUUCGGGCCAGGAGUGGACGCUCAACGAGGGCGACGGGGCAUUCUACGGGCCCAAGAUCGAUAUCGUCCUCAAGGACUCGGAUGGAAAGGAACACCAGACCGCCACGAUCCAGCUGGACUUUCAGCUCCCGAAGCGGUUCGAGCUAGAAUACCAAGCCCCCGCUCCCGAGCUGGAGGCGAAGGGCACCUCAACCUCGGACGCUUCCCUCUUGGCCGAGUCGGGUGCCGUGCGCCCUGUGCUCAUCCACCGCGCUAUUCUGGGCUCGGUCGAAAGACUCAUGGCGCUGUUGAUCGAGCACUACAAUGGCAAAUGGCCGUUCUGGCUCAACCCCCGGCAAGGCAUUAUCCUGACGGUGAAUGACAGCGAGCCCGUGGUGGACUUUGCGCGGGCAUCCAAAAAGGUCCUCACGGGGACGGUGGACGGGGAGAACCCGCACUUCAGCCCUUCUCAGCUGGUCAUCGACGUCGACGACAGCCCCCGGAGCCUGCCGCUCAAGAUCCGGGAGGCGAAGUCCAAGGGCUACGGGGUGAUCAUGGUGGCUGGGCCUAAGGACGUGGCCAACGGCACGCUAGCCGUUGAUCUGUCACGAUUUUCCGAUGCAGAGACGGCGGAGGAGGGCCAACAAAAGCCCAAAAAGUCAUCGGUAAAUAUGAAGCCCGAGGCGCUUCUCCAAUUCCUGAAACAAAAAGUAGAAUCAUACCAAUAG